AGAAAGAGUAUGACCAUGCAGUGUUGCCAGUCGGAUGAGGCAAGAGAACAAAAACGAAUAAAUGCAGAAAUUGAAAAACAACUUCGUCGUGACAAAAGAGAUGCCCGACGAGAACUUAAACUUUUACUACUUGGGACUGGAGAGUCCGGAAAGUCCACGUUCAUCAAACAGAUGCGAAUCAUCCAUGGAGCCGGUUACUCAGACGAGGACAAACGCGGCUUCAUCAAACUGGUUUACCAGAACAUCUUCAUGGCCAUGCAGAGUAUGAUCAAGGCCAUGGAUCUUCUGAAGAUCUGUUACGCUGAGUCUUCCAGUCAAGAUAAAGCUGAAUUAAUUAAGGAGAUAGACUAUGAAACAGUAACAACAUUUGAACCACCAUAUGUACAAGCAAUCAAGGAUCUUUGGGCCGAUGCUGGUAUUCAAGAAUGCUACGAUCGACGCAGAGAAUACCAGCUCACCGAUUCUGCCAAAUACUACCUGAUGGAAAUUGACCGGGUAGCCGCCAGAGAUUACCUGCCUACAGAGCAGGACAUUCUUCGUGUAAGAGUGCCCACGACAGGCAUUAUAGAAUAUCCCUUCGACCUUGACGAGAUCAGGUUUAGAAUGGUAGAUGUAGGAGGACAGAGAUCAGAAAGAAGAAAAUGGAUCCACUGUUUUGAAAAUGUAACAUCCAUCAUAUUUCUAGUAGCUUUAAGUGAAUACGAUCAGAUUCUUUUCGAAUCGGAAAAUGAGAAUCGUAUGGAAGAAUCGAAAGCUCUAUUCAAAACGAUUAUUACGUAUCCAUGGUUUCAACACUCAUCAGUCAUAUUAUUUUUGAAUAAGAAAGAUCUACUGGAAGAAAAAAUAAUGUAUUCUCAUUUAGUAGAUUAUUUUCCUGAAUACGACGGUGCACAAAGAGAUGCAAUAGCAGCUAGGGAGUUUAUUCUCAGGAUGUUCGUUGACCUCAACCCCGACACUGAAAAAAUUAUAUACUCACAUUUUACUUGUGCCACAGAUACUGAAAACAUUAAGUUUGUAUUUGCGGCAGUGAAAGAUACCAUACUGCAAUCCAAUCUACGCGAAUAUAACUUGGUUUAGACAACAAAGUCAGAGAUUUGUAUUUUUGUGAUACAGGUUUGGAUGGACCUUCAAUUUGUGAUGUUACUCUAUUUUACUGUUGAUAAAAUCCUUUUGUGUCCAGAAUUGUGCGCUUAGCUUUAGCGGCUGCGUUGGAAAAAAUCUAGUGCCAUUUUACUAGGAAAAUGAGAUGUGUCCGAUAUUGAAGCCAAAGUGUUUUUAAACAGUGCAAAAAGCAUUAAGACUAUGAUUCAUUAUAUAAAUAGUAUUGUUAUAUAUAUAAUAUAUUAAAUUAAUGUAGAAAUAUGUAGACUGUAAGAACUAAAAUUUCUCUUCGGUUUAUACCAGGUGUCCUUGAGCUACUAAAAAAAGGCUUUAUCUAGAAAAAUGGAAAUAAGAAUGAUAAAAAUCAUAACUCCCAGCUAAGAUCUGAAAUGAAGCCCUAUUAUUUAUAUUGUGAUGUUAUUCUAAUGGUAAUAUAUAUCUCCUCUUAAUCAUUUGGUUGUUUUUCGUCUUUGUUUAAUUUGAUGUUUUUUUUUGAGGGGUUAGUUCACACAUUGAGUUAUCAAUUUAUUUAACAUUUAUUUCUUUUUGUUCAGUAUUCAGGAAAAAGCAGUAUGAGUUGGCUAUAUACUUCUUAACAUAUGGACUAUUAUUUAGCAUAAAGAUGAGUAAUUCUGUUUUGUUGAAGAUUAAUAACGACUUGUAUACAAAAUAUAGGUUAAAAUAUAAUGUGAGAUAUACAUAAGUUUCAAAGUCUAUAGCUUUCUUGAAUUCUUUUUUUCUGAAUGCUUUUUAUAUGUAAGUUAAUCAAAAUAUUGGAGCAAAAUGAUAAUGAAAUCCGCUCUAUGUCUUUAUCAUGGUGAGCUAUCGUUAGGUGGUGAAAGUAUUUAUUAAUGAUUUUUUAUUUUUGUAUAUAUUGGUGACUAUCUUUGACUGCAGAUUUUCUAGAUAAUGACCUUGAAAAAGUAGACUGGCCGAUUUUGGAUUAACUUGGUCAAGAAUGUAGUUGGCUAAGCCAAAUUAUUUGAUGUUGUCUCUUCCUAUAAUGAAUUUGUUUACAAAAAUGAAUGUGAGAAAAUUGCAUUUUUUGUAUUUCAUUUGUUUUGAUGUAAGACAUUAAUAUAUUUUUAUUAAUAUUAA
Molecule: messenger RNA, 2199 nt
Organism: Harmonia axyridis
Lineage: Eukaryota; Metazoa; Arthropoda; Insecta; Coleoptera; Coccinellidae
Gene: Galphaq
Product: guanine nucleotide-binding protein G(q) subunit alpha
Exons: 8
Coding region: 10-1077 (355 amino acids)
Biological process (GO): adenylate cyclase-modulating G protein-coupled receptor signaling pathway; phospholipase C-activating dopamine receptor signaling pathway
Cellular component (GO): heterotrimeric G-protein complex
Molecular function (GO): G protein-coupled receptor binding; G-protein beta/gamma-subunit complex binding; guanyl nucleotide binding
Source: RefSeq, a predicted model, not a curated record